Messenger RNA from Dromiciops gliroides (monito del monte), 996 nucleotides. RefSeq names its product mas-related G-protein coupled receptor member A1-like. Gene Ontology annotation, biological process: G protein-coupled receptor signaling pathway. Bases 1 to 996 code for a protein of 331 amino acids. Gene Ontology annotation, cellular component: membrane. Lineage: Eukaryota; Metazoa; Chordata; Mammalia; Microbiotheria; Microbiotheriidae. The record is from RefSeq and is a predicted model, not a curated record. Gene Ontology annotation, molecular function: G protein-coupled receptor activity. The transcript has a single exon.
AUGGACCCAACCAUUAUGAUGCAGAUUUCCACCCAAAUGCCCCAAAGCUCAGUUUAUGAAAACUCAAGUGGGAGAAAUACUAAUGAGUCUCUCUUCAUUAUUUUGGAUAAUUGUGAACUUGAAACAUUUGUUGUUACAAUUAACUGCAUUCUGUUGGUUAUCAGCUUUUGUGGUUUGGCAGCCAAUGGACUGGUCCUCUGGCUCCUGGGCUUCUGUAUCGAGAGGAACCCUUUCUCUUUCUACAUCCUCCACCUGGCUGGGGCUGACUUCUUCUACUUGUGUUGCCAGAUUGUAUACUCCCUCACAUUUAUUUGUCAUAACUUUUGGUACAUAGUACCCAAAACUAUUAUCACUCUCACAUUUUUCUUUUAUACCUUGGGCCUGAGCCUGCUGACUUCGAUCAGCACCGAGCGCUGUCUCUCAGUCCUCUUCCCCAUCUGGUACCGAUGCCACCGCCCCAAGCACACAUCUGCUGUGGUGUGCUCCCUCUUCUGGACACUAUGCCUUCUGGGGAAUCUACUAGAAAGUGGUGCCUGUGGCAUAAUUGAUUUUAUCCCCUUCAGUGUAAUGUCAUGUCUGGCGUGGGACUUGUUUUUUGUGACAUUGCUUCUUCUCCUGGUUUGCCUGCUUUGUGUGUCUAGCCUGACUCUAGUCCUUAAGGUCCAGUGUUACUCCCAGCACAGGCAACUCUCCAAACUCUACCUCCUCAUCCUGCUCACAGUCCUUAUGUUCUUGCUCUGUGGCCUGCCUGUGGGCAUCUACUGGUUUCUCUUGUGUUGGCUGACAAAUACAAGUUGUAUCUCUUUUGUUUCUCAUCUUCUGUCCUGUGUGAACAGCAGCACAAACCCCCUUAUUUACUUCUUCCUGGGUAGCUUCAGACAGAGGAGAAGGAGGGAGCCCCUCAAAGUGAUCCUCCAGAGGGCCCUGAAAGAUGAGCCAGAGAUAGGAAAGGGCAAGGAGAUCUCCCACACAGACAUUAUGGAAAUGUCAGCCUGA